UCAGGUGCUCCUUGUAUUCAGACAAGCAAAGCAUAGAAAUUCUACGACAGCUCCCUCAAUUUUCCUUGUUAUCAAAGUUUCCUGUUUAAUCUCGUUUUCCAUUCCUGAAAAUGUCUCUGAUUCCAAGCUUCUUUGGCAGCCGCCGCAGCAACAUCUUCGAUCCUUUCUCUCUUGAUGUUUGGGAUCCUUUCAAGGACUUCCCUUUCCCUUCUUCACUCACCACACAUACCCCAGAAACCUCGGCUUUUGUUAACACCCGGAUGGACUGGAAGGAAACCCCAGAAGCUCACGUCUUCAAGGCUGAUGUUCCAGGGCUCAAGAAAGAAGAAGUGAAAGUGGAGGUUGAGGAUGACAGGGUGCUGCAGAUAAGUGGAGAGAGGAACAUAGAGAAGGAAGACAAGAACGAUACUUGGCAUCGCGUGGAGCGUAGCAGUGGCAAGUUCAUGAGGAGGUUCAGAUUGCCUGAGAAUGCCAAGAUGGAUCAGAUCAACGCUUCCAUGGAAAAUGGGGUGCUUACUGUGACUGUUCCAAAACAGGAGGUGAAAAAGCCUGACGUUAAGGCUAUUGAGAUUUCAGGCUAGAAAAUUGAAGAUGAGUUGUGAAGGCAUCUCUCUCCUGCGACAGAUUAUCAAAAUAACUACUUUAAUAGAAAAAAAAAAGUUUGUGAGCUAUGAAGUGGGUGCCUCUUUCUCUGUCAGAUGAGAGUUUUGUUUGUGUGUGAUAAAUUAUUAAGUACUAUGUUCUUGUAUGAAGUUUACCCUUCUUCCUUGUUUUUGAAAUUGUGGAAUUUGCUUGGAGCAAGUACAAUUUGUCAGAUAAUGAAUGUACAAUUGAAUGUGACAACGUACUUAAAUGAAAUAUACAUAGCACCCUGGUCUAGAAUUGGAAAAA
This is a messenger RNA of Theobroma cacao (cacao), 891 nucleotides long. Its product is annotated as 17.3 kDa class I heat shock protein. The record is from RefSeq and is a predicted model, not a curated record. Lineage: Eukaryota; Viridiplantae; Streptophyta; Magnoliopsida; Malvales; Malvaceae.